CGGCUUCGGAAUUGCCCCGCAAAAUAAGCAAACAUGGCGACUCCUAUGUUCUCUCCGUCCUCCACCCGCCCGUCAGUCUAUCCAGGCGGAACAAACAACUACCUGCUUGCCAUGCUGCGUGACAACUUCCAAAUUUCGACUUGGAUGCUCAUGGGCGCUGCCCUUGUCGGGACUUCCUUCUUCCUCGUCGGGAGUUGGGCGUUCUAUGGCGUGAUCGCUGUUUACACUUGGCUUGCCGGGCAGCUGUUGUACUCCGUGGUAAUGGCGCUCGGUUGGAUACCGAAUGUAUGGUUGAAAGACGUCAUACCUGAGAAGUUCACCGCACAGUUGCCACCUCAGGACCCCGAGGAUAAUGGACCAAGCAGCAGCGGACUGUGCGUUUUCCUUCUGGGAUCCAGGUUCAACCACCCGCUUGGUCUGCUCGCGCCGGGUGUGAAGGAGAUCAGCGACUGGGCUGAGAAGUGUUAUGUCGAAUGUCGUGACAACGAGGAGUACGGGCUACUUGGAAUGUCCCAUUUCCUCGGAACUGAGCGGUCAGCUAACAAUACAAUUGCGACGCUGAUGUAUUUCCGCACGACGGCAGGACUCCACAAGUUCGCGCUCUCGCAAGUGCAUCGGGACACGUGGAGCUGGUGGCUUGAGAUCCAGAAGAAGUACCCCCACUUGGCGAUUAUGCACGAGACAUACGACGUGCUUCCCAAGCACUGGGAGAGCGUAUAUGUGCAUAUGCACAAGGCUGGGCUCAGCGGUGCGAGUGUGAAGCUUGACGACAAGGACAGCGAGGGUAAGGCGCUGUGGUGGAGCACCCCGGUGCAGGCAAACCGCGGGAAGUUCAGGAGCAGCAAAGGACGGUUGGGAUGGUCGGAAGGGGACGACAACGAGAAGGUUGGGUUUAUGGAGUAUCACUAGUUCACGGUUAAGCCAAGUGGAUAGGAAGUCCAGCACACAGAGAGCCAGUCGUCUGUUUCGCGCCACGUCUUGGGAUGUUGCGGUUUCCAAAAUAGCCUUGUUUUCGUUCAUGAGCUAGUCUGUAUUUUCAAUAUGAUGAAUCAAUUUGAACGAACUGGUAAACGAC
Dacryopinax primogenitus is the source of this 1075-nucleotide messenger RNA. RefSeq lists its product as uncharacterized. The transcript has 5 exons. Lineage: Eukaryota; Fungi; Basidiomycota; Dacrymycetes; Dacrymycetales; Dacrymycetaceae. The coding region runs from base 34 to 909 and encodes 291 amino acids. The record is from RefSeq and is a predicted model, not a curated record.